UUCAAGCGUUUAUAAGCCAAGCAGACGUCGCUCUUCCUCACCCACAAGCACAAGACAACCCAAUCCCGUUUGAUCGAUCCGAAGGCUAAUCAACAUGGCAGGGUGUGGCUCUCCCUGUGGAGCUUGCAAGUUCCUAAGGAGGAAGUGCCUCAGUGGCUGCGUCUUCGCCCCCCACUUCUGCCAUGAGAAGGGCGCGGCUCACUUCGCGGCAAUCCACAAGGUGUUCGGGGCGAGCAACGCGUCCAAGCUCCUCAUGCACCUCCCUCCCGCCGACCGAUCCGAGGCCGCCGUCACCAUCUCGUACGAGGCACAAGCGAGGCUUUUGGACCCCGUUUACGGCUGCGUCGCCCAAAUCUUUGCCCUCCAGCGACAAGUUGUUCUUCUGCAAGCUCAGCUAGCCUCUCUGAAAGCCCAAGCUCAAUUGGCACUUGGAAAUGGCACGACGUCGCCUGGAGAAGGGAUCGCGCCACCUGCUUACGCAUCAAUCUUCUCGACGAACGAUUGGCUUGCGGAUUGCAACAGCUGCCGGUCCUCUCACGACUGCAACUCCCAUUUUGCCAUGGUGGAGGACGAGGCCAUGGUGUUCAGGAUUCAGAGUGAGGAUGCUCCUCGUUCCAUGGCAUCUCUCGACGUGCAAGCUGGUCCUUGGAGGUCGUCAGCAUCAUCGUCAUCAUCAUCAUCGUAUACUGAUGUGGAGGGCCUUCUAUCUGUAGCUUUUGCUUAUCCUGGUCGUUCAUAAGAAUGAAGAUCCAUUAUUGGAUGCCUCAUCAUUGCCCAUUCCCAAUAAUUGACAUGCAUUCAUUCAGCUAAACAUGUAAUUAGCAGAAGCUGUGGGACGACCAUUAGUUUAGUAGUAAGUAGGAAUAAAAACCUAAAGUCUAUUCAUGCACUAGCUAGUUAAGUAUUACUUUAUCUUCAGAGAUUUGCAUGAUAUGUUGCUUGCAUUAUAUGAGGCUUAAGGAUUAAACUUGUUGAUUUCAAUCAAGUGACAAGAUAAGAUCA
Molecule: messenger RNA, 1002 nt
Organism: Musa acuminata subsp. malaccensis (wild Malaysian banana)
Lineage: Eukaryota; Viridiplantae; Streptophyta; Magnoliopsida; Zingiberales; Musaceae
Product: LOB domain-containing protein CRL1
Biological process (GO): positive regulation of DNA-templated transcription; hormone-mediated signaling pathway
Cellular component (GO): nucleus
Source: RefSeq, a predicted model, not a curated record